Messenger RNA from Aplysia californica (California sea hare), 648 nucleotides. RefSeq lists its product as uncharacterized. Lineage: Eukaryota; Metazoa; Mollusca; Gastropoda; Aplysiida; Aplysiidae. The record is from RefSeq and is a predicted model, not a curated record.
UCAUCAUCAUCAUCAUCAUCAUCAUCAUCAUCAUCAUCAUCAUCAUCAUCAUCAUCAUCAUCAUCAUCUUCUUCUUCCUCUUCCUCUUCCUCUUCCUCUUCCUCUUCUUCUUCCUCUUCUUCUUCCUCUUCUUCUUCCUUUUCUUCUUCUUCCUUUUCUUCUUCUUCCUUUUCUUCUUCUUCUUCUUCCUUUUCUUCUUCUUCUUCUUCUUCUUCCUUUUCUUCUUCUUCCUUUUCUUCUUCUUCUUCUUCUUCUUCCUUUUCUUCUUCUUCUUCUUCUUCUUCUUCUUCUUCUUCUUCUUCCUUUUCUUCUUCUUCUUCUUCUUCUUCUUCUUCCUUUUCUUCUUCUUCUUCUUCUUCUUCUUCUUCUUCUUCUUCUUCUUCUUCUUCUUCUUCUUCUUCUUCUUCUUCUUCUUCUUCUUCUUCUUCUUCUUCUUCUUCUUCUUCUUCUUCUUCUUCUUCUUCUUCUUCUUCUUCUUCUUGUGAUUACUGUAGCUGUACUACUUCUACAUCAUCAUCAUCAUCAUCAUCAUCAUCAUCAUCAUCAUCAUCAUCAUCAUCAUCAUCAUCAUCAUCAUCAUCAUCAUCAUCAUCAUCGUUGUUACCAUUAUCACUAUUCAUCAGUAUCAUUAUCAUCAUUAAUCCGUAA